AUGGGCGAUAUUGCCCGAUCGCUCGCCGAACGCUAUAAGAAAUAUGGAUUAUCGACUGACGUCGAAGAGGGUGAAUAUUGUCCUGGUGGUUCACUAGACGAGACUUUACCCGAAGAUUAUGUGCCAGGAUGUCAUUAUGGAAGUCAAGAUGACGAAGGAUACACGGGAAGUCUCAAUGGCACUGUGAUAGGAACUUACGACGAGGAUGUUGAACAUAUGAAUGAGGAUUUUGAUGCUGAGCAAUACGGUUAUGCGGAAAGCCAGGUCGAGCAGCGACAUGUUCACUUUGAUCAGUCCUACCAGCCCAUACGAAUACCCAAUGGUCACUAUGGAAUGAACGGGUAUCAAAUAUAUGGUGGAAUGAAUGAAUUAUUGGCGAGUCCGUUGAUUGUCGUUGAAAAAACGGAUAAAAGGAGAAGAGAUGGUGUCGGAGAUCUCGUCGAAGCCUUGAGAAAUCCGGAGAAGAAAAUAACCGACGACCAAAUGGAACAAGAACAAAAGCAGCGCCGAGUAUUAAACUCGUCUGGGCAACUCAUUCGGAAUGUGGAUCUCCCUGUUUGUAGGAUAGUCGAAGUUGUGCAACGAGUGGCUUUUGGCGAUGGUCAAGAGCCGUGUGAUCUCCCCCUCCACCGCCUCAUCCAACUGAUGUCAACUCUGUCCGAAAACAAACAUCCAAAAGAUUAUGAAAUCUUUAUUGCUGAACAAGAAGCUGAAAUGGAACAACAAAGAGCUGAGGAAAUGGAAGCGAAUCGGAUAGAAGAGCUCACUUCUGGAGGUUUCAUUCCACCCGCUGAGGAUAUUGCUGCCGAGACUUUUGAAGUAGAAGUUGAAGGAAUCCCUCUACCUGGUGAGAACAAUGGCGGAAUCGUACCUACAUUUGAUUCUUUCGGUGGUUUGCGGCAAAUCAGAAGACCCUACAAGAAAAAGAUUUCCCCACAAUGUCCAUUUUGCGAUAAACGAUAUCGAAACGAGUUCUCGCUGAAGAAACAUUUCAUCAAAAAACAUCCAGAAUAUAUUGAUUUCAAGCAAUGUAUUAGAUGCUUUAAAUGCUUACGAGAUGAUACAGAAUUGAGGGAUCAUGAAUGUGAAUUGACUUACGUUUGCUUUGAGUGCAAUCCAAUUCGAAAUCUCAUCUCGGACAUUCGUUUAUUGAAUCAUCGAAAGAAAUUCCAUCGUGGAGCCAACUCUGGAUUCAGAUGUAAUCAAUGUAAUCUCAAAUUCCUCACUCCUCGUAAACUUCGAAAGCACAAAAAAAUGGCUCACGUUUUCACAAAAACUUUUCAAUGUCAUUUUUGUGAAGAAAUCUUUAUCUCCGAAAUUUCGGUGAUGACUCACGAGCGGGUGCACACAGGAAUCAUCAAAUUUGAGUGUAAAAUCUGUGACUUCAAAUGCAAUCGUUUCAUUCAAAUGGAAGAGCACGCAAAGGAAGAACAUGGCUACAUUUGUGCGAUUUGUCAAGAGAAGUUCGCAGAAUGGGCUGAAAUCAAGAAUCACACACUGCAAGAACAUGGUGGAUAUCUGACGAGUGACUCGAAUUCUGGUUACAUCGAAUCUCCACGAGUAUGGGUGAUGUUUAAAGGAGAA
Mesorhabditis belari is the source of this 1584-nucleotide messenger RNA. NCBI's taxonomy places the organism in Eukaryota, Metazoa, Nematoda, Chromadorea, Rhabditida, Rhabditidae. The record is from the annotation of a GenBank genome assembly.